This is a messenger RNA of Engraulis encrasicolus (European anchovy), 3693 nucleotides long. It is a transcript of the gene ppfia3, whose product is annotated as PTPRF interacting protein alpha 3. The record is from RefSeq and is a predicted model, not a curated record. Gene Ontology annotation, molecular function: protein binding. The coding region runs from base 1 to 3693 and encodes 1230 amino acids. Lineage: Eukaryota; Metazoa; Chordata; Actinopteri; Clupeiformes; Engraulidae. The transcript is spliced from 30 exons. Gene Ontology annotation, biological process: synapse organization. Gene Ontology annotation, cellular component: presynaptic active zone.
AUGAUGUGCGAGGUGAUGCCCACCAUCUCCGAGGAUGGCCGGGCGGGGGGCGGAGGGCCGUCAUCUCCCGCCGGAGGGGGCGGCGGGAUGGGAGGCGGCAUGGGGGGCAUGGGGGGCGGCGGCUACGGGGGUCGGGACGGGCGCGGCAGCAGCAGCAGCGGCGGCGGGGACGAGGGGGGCAGCACGGGCAACCUGGAGUCCCUGAUGGUCAACAUGCUGGCGGAGCGCGAGAGGCUCCUGGAGAACCUGCGGGAGACCCAGGACAGCCUGGGAACCGCCCAGCUGAGGCUGCGCGAACUGGGCCACGAGAAGGACUCGCUGCAGCGCCAGCUCUCCAUCGCCCUGCCACAGGAGUUUGCUGUACUGACCAAAGAGCUGAAUGGGUGUCGUGAGCAGCUCCUGGAGAGGGAAGAGGAGAUCGCCGAACUCAAGGCUGAGAGGAACAACACGCGGCUGUUGCUGGAGCAUCUGGAGUGCCUGGUGUCUCGUCAUGAGCGCUCCCUGAGGAUGACGGUGGUGAAGCGGCAGGCCCAGUCCCCGGCCGGCGUGUCCAGCGAGGUGGAGGUGCUCAAGGCCCUCAAGUCCCUCUUCGAGCACCACAAAGCCCUGGACGAGAAGGUGCGGGAGAGGCUCCGCGUAGCCCUGGAGCGUGUGUCAGUGCUGGAGGAGGAGUUGGAGUCCUCCACCCAGGAGGUGCACUCUCUAAGAGAACAGAUCAAAAGACGACAGCAAGGCAUAGAUAAUGGAAAAGAGCGGCUGCCAAAUGGACCCUCUAUUUUGGACGACGGCGAGAUGGACAGACAGAGGGAGGGAGAGAUCGAACGACAGAGGGCAGAGCUCGCCCAGCUGAAAGAAAGACUGGCCCUCAUGUGCCGACAGGUGGGGGAGGUGGAGGAGCAGUUGGCAGCAGCCAGGAGGGAGGUGACCAAGUCUGAGGAGGCCAAUCAGAAGCUCCAGAGAGAUGUGAAAGAGGCUCUGUGCCAGAGGGAGGACAUGGAGGAGAGGAUAACUACCUUAGAACGCAGGUACCUCAGUGCCCAGAGGGAGGCGACAUCCCUCCACGACAUCAAAGACAAGCUGGAGAAUGAGCUGGCCAGCAAAGAGUCCCUCUACAGACAGAGCGAGGAGAAGAACAGGCAGCUGCAGGAGCGUCUGGACGAUGCCAAGCAGAAGCUGCAGCAGACCCUCCAGCGGGCCGAGACCCUCCCCGAGAUAGAGGCCCAGCUCGCACAGAGGGUGGCAGCACUCAACAAGGCUGAGGAGCGCCAUGGCAACUUUGAGGAGCGUCUGAGGCAGCUGGAGGCACAACUGGAGGAGAAAAAUCAGGAGCUACAGAGAGCCAGGCAGAGGGAGAAGAUGAACGAUGAACACAACAAGCGUCUGUCCGACACGGUCGACAAACUGCUGUCCGAGUCCAACGAGAGACUGCAGCUGCACCUCAAGGAGAGGAUGGCUGCCCUGGAGGAAAAGAAUGCUCUGGGUGAGGAACUGGCCAACAUGAAGAAGAUUCAAGAUGAUCUCCUGGCAAACAAGGACCAGCUGAUUGCAGAGCUGGAGAGGCUGCAGCUAGAGCUGGAUCAGCUGCGAGGAAGGCCUGGCUCCUCCUACUCGCGGUCCCUUCCUGGUAGUGCUUUGGAGCUGAGGUACUCCCAAGGGGGUGGAUCCCUCCCAGCAGGCUCCACUGCCCACCUCGAUCACUAUGGCAACACUGGCACAGGGGGUGUGGUCAGGCGGACCCAUCGCGGCCGCUGGGGAGCAGCACGAGAGGAGAGCAACAAGUACGGCGAUUGGGACAGUCCAGCUCUGCUGGGUCCCGGGUUCGACGGUGCCGGGGACGUCGGCUCGGAUGACGAUGAGGAUCGCGACUUCGGCUCGGAGCUGCUCUCGCCCAGCGGCCAGACGGACGUCCAGACCCUCGCCAUCAUGCUGCAGGAACAGCUGGAGGCUAUCAACAAGGAGAUCAAGUUGAUCCAGGAGGAGAAGGAGAGCACGGAGCUGCGUGCGGAGGAGAUCGAGAGUCGCGUGAGCAGCGUGGCGCUGGACGGUCCCCCGAUUCCCCCCUCCUCGCUGGGCCGCGACCGCGCCCUCAUCCCCCCCUCCUUCACCUCCUCCACCCUGGCCUCCCCCUCCCCGCCCAGCUCCGGACACUCCACCCCGCGACUGCCACACUCCCCCGCCCGGGAGACCUCCGAUAGACAGAACAACAAGGAUGACGAGCGCUCGCUGGCCCUGCUGGACUCCACCCCUCCCCCCACCCCACGCAACCUGCCUCUGGACCGCAUGACCCACACACACCCCGGGGCCCUGCUCCGCGACGACGGCGGACACUACCGCAGUCUGUCGGCUGACGGCUCGAGCUCCAACAGCAGUCAGGACUCACUCCACAAAUCAAGCAAAAAGAAGAGCAUCAAGUCUUCCAUCCGCGGCCUCUUUGGGAAGAAGGAGAAAGGGAGGAUGGGUCAGCCUGGACGGGAGCCCGCUUCUCAGGCCUCCACCCCGUCAGAUGACCUGGGUUCAGUAGAUCUUAGUGGUCUGCCCAAGAUGGGCACGGGGACGGUGGAGAAGGCACGCCGCAGCAAGAAGAAGCAUGAGCUAUUGGAGGAGGCGUGUCGUCAGGGCCUGCCCUUCGCGUCCUGGGACGGCCCCACUGUGGUGUCCUGGCUGGAGCUGUGGGUGGGCAUGCCGGCGUGGUAUGUGGCGGCGUGUCGCGCCAACGUCAAGAGCGGUGCCAUCAUGGCCAACCUGUCGGACACGGAGAUCCAGCGGGAGAUUGGCAUCAGCAACCCGCUGCACCGCCUCAAGCUGCGCCUCGCCAUCCAGGAGAUGGUGUCCCUCACCAGCCCCUCCGCCCCCGCCAGCACACGCUCUUCCACCAGUAACGUGUGGAUGACGCACGCCGAGAUGGAGUCCCUGACUGCGGCCACCAAACCAGAGCUGAAAGAGAUCAGUUGGGACCAGAUCCUGGCCUAUGGGGAUAUGAACCAUGAGUGGGUGGGUAAUGACUGGCUGCCCAGCCUGGGCCUGCCUCAGUACCGCAGCUACUUCAUGGAGUCCCUGGUGGACGCGCGCAUGCUGGACCACCUGACCAAGAAGGAGCUGAGGGGACAGCUCAAGAUGGUGGACAGCUUCCAUAGGGUCAGCCUGCAUUACGGCAUCAUGUGCCUGAAGCGCUUGAACUACGACCGCAAAGAGCUGGAGAGAAGGAGAGACGAGAGCCAGCACCAGAACAAAGACGUGAUGGUGUGGUCCAACGAGCGCGUGAUGUGCUGGGUGCAGAGCAUCGGGCUGAAGGAGUACGCCGACAACCUGACGGAGAGCGGCGUGCACGGGGCCCUGCUGGCCCUCGACGACACCUUCGACUACACAGACCUGGCCCUGCUCCUACAGAUACCCAACCAGAACGUACAGGCACGGCAGCUUCUGGAGAAGGAAUACAACGCCCUCAUCUCCAUGGGAACCGAGAGGAGACCAGAUGAGGAUGGCACAAAGACGUUCACGCGCUCCCCGUCGUGGAGGAAGAUGUUCCGGGAGAAGGAUCUGCGCGGCGUGACCUCGGACUCCUCGGAGACGUUGCCCGCCAACUUCCGAGCCUCGGCCAUCUCCACGCCCUCCGUCACACUGAGGAAGGUCCAGAGCGAGGUGAACUCAGGACCGCGGGGGGAGUCUGGUUCAGUGAGGACCUACUCCUGCUGA